AUGAGCACCAGCUUUCGGGACAUUAUUGCUACUUUUGAGUUCAUAUUUUGUCAGUUAUCUCUUCCGUGGCUUGAGCGUGAGCAGUACGAUGCCAUCUCCCUGGAACGCAACUCUCAUGGACGCUGUGGAUAUAUACUCUGUUCGAAUCCCCUCGGUACUGCUAUCAGCCAAACUUACCGCCUGGAUGUUCGCUGUCGACGAGUUUAUGACGCCACUCCGAGAAAGCCAUUUUGUUCUGAUUGGUGCUUUUCGGCCGCUCGUCAUGUUCGUAAACAAAUUUCGAAGGAACCUGCUUGGUGCCGCACUGAGCUGACUUGCACAAAUUUGACAUUGCUACCUAGAUCCGCACGUGCCCAUCCAGGAACACUUGUUUUGGAUGCCCUCAACCGGCUGCGAUUAUCAUCAGACACCUCAACAAGUGAGGAGGAAGAAGAUGAAUGUCCGUCGCAUUCAGCCAUUUCAGAACCUGAUUCAGAUGACAAUAGCUCCGCCAAGGAUUACGCGGACCGGGACCAUAAGCGAUUCAAUGCUAGUCCGAUUUCGAAACAACUUCCAGCCGAGACUUUGUGGGGUGUCCAAGUAGAACCUCCCGCGAAUCUUGUGAUUGUGCAGCAGCGGUCCCCUGUGCUACCAUCGACCACUAAAGCGAUCACAUUUUCCUAUGCAAAGGAGCGGCUGCCAGAACCGACUAACGUUGAUCUGUUCAGUAGAGUCAGGUGCCGGUUUUGCCAGUGGCUCUCAUCGAGGGCUUUCGCGGCGUUGACUCGCCUCGAACAUACAAAUCUUACUGGAGCUACAAAGGACAAUGUAUCUGAAGAUCCAAGGUCGCCGCCUUCUGGAUCUAGCGUUUUACCGCUAGUUGACUCUGUGUCCGUUAACACCAUCAGGCGACAGCUGUUAAUGGAAGAAUUACUCCCCAGCGUUAAGGCCAUUCUUUCUCGCCUACAUGCACCCUCCCAAUCUGUGAUUGACCAUUUGGAUGCUGUGAUCCCUCUUCUGAAGUUUACGAACCACAACAUUCAUCUGUCUCAUGCCGAACGUAAGGUAGUAGCUCUUACGUUUCUCCGAUUGAUGGCUAAUCAACACUUCGGGCUUCAAUCUCUUUUCAAAGCGACUCAAUUGGAUGCAUUAUUGGAAGAUGUGACUGACAGAUCUGGCACCGAAUUUAUUAAUGAUGUUAUUGAUCAUUUGUAUGCUAAAUUUUCAUAA
This is a messenger RNA of Dicrocoelium dendriticum, 1209 nucleotides long. Lineage: Eukaryota; Metazoa; Platyhelminthes; Trematoda; Plagiorchiida; Dicrocoeliidae. The record is from the annotation of a GenBank genome assembly.